Molecule: messenger RNA, 2613 nt
Organism: Pseudophryne corroboree (corroboree frog)
Lineage: Eukaryota; Metazoa; Chordata; Amphibia; Anura; Myobatrachidae
Product: relaxin receptor 1-like
Exons: 16
Coding region: 58-1959 (633 amino acids)
Biological process (GO): hormone-mediated signaling pathway; adenylate cyclase-activating G protein-coupled receptor signaling pathway; activation of adenylate cyclase activity
Cellular component (GO): plasma membrane
Molecular function (GO): protein binding; G protein-coupled peptide receptor activity
Source: RefSeq, a predicted model, not a curated record
AACACUGGCUGGACCAAGCUGUUUGAUACCAUCCAGAGUGCCCGAGGCAGUCAAGCAAUGGAGGAUGAAGAGAUACACAAUUCUGAGUGCUUACUGGAAUUUUACCCUGAGCAAUGCCACUGUUGGAAGCGAAUUGUCAACUGCUCAAGCCAAGGACUACAGUUUGUCCCUCCGGUAUCUCCUAAUGUGACAGCUCUUUAUCUGAAAGACAACAAAAUCAAAUCAUUGCCUGAUGGUGUCUUUCGUCUUUACCAGAACUUGGAGAAGCUCUUUCUUCAAAACAACAAACUGCGGUCCAUCACACGCCUUACGUUUUCAGGACUCUUCAGUCUUCAGAUGCUCUUCCUUAGUGACAAUCGAAUCAAGACCCUGAAGGCUGAUAUGUUCAAGGAUCUUCACUCCUUGGAAUGGCUGAUAUUAGAUAAUAACAGAGUUGCCAAAAUUGUUCCUGGAGCAUUCAAAGGCCUGAAGUCUCUAUAUUUCCUGUAUAUGUUGAACAAUUCUAUAAGUGAAAUCCCUAAGAAUUCCUUAUGCAUAGAAAUGCCUCGUCUCAACUGGCUGGACCUGGAAGGAAAUCGUAUGCACACAAUUCGUGACUCUGUGUUUCAGGAGUGCAUAACUGUCUUGAUUCUGCGCAGAAACAGGGUACGAAAAAUCCAGCAGAUAGCAUUCUCCCAGCUGAGCAAACUGGUGGAUCUAGACCUUUCUGUCAACCAGAUUGUGAACCUGCCUCUGCCAUUAUUCAGCAACCUGCAAGAACUUCAACAACUGAAUAUUUCCUCCAACCCCCUGAACCACAUCCUACACAACCAGUUUGAUUUUUUGACCAACCUGCAGUCUCUAAUCAUGGAGGAUAUAGAGAUUCCCAACAUUCAUAAUCGCAUGUUUUCUAGUCUGGUAAACCUGUCACACAUAUACUUCAAAAAGUUCCAGUAUUGUAGUUAUGCUCCUCACGUGCGCAGCUGCAAGCCCAACAGCGAUGGCAUCUCUUCCUUUGAAAAUCUGCUGGCCAACAUUUUACUCCGGGUCUUUGUCUGGGUUAUGGCCUGUGUAACCUGCUUUGGAAACCUGUUUGUGAUCUGCAUGAGGUCCUUCAUAGUUACUGAAAACUUGCAGCAUGCAUUGUCAAUCAAAUCUCUUUGCUGUGCAGACUGCCUGAUGGGAUUCUACCUUUUCUGCCUCGGUGCCUUUGAUAUAAAGUUUCAGGGAGAAUACAACAAACACGCCCAGGCAUGGAUGGAGAGUUGGGAGUGUAAGCUGGUUGGCUCUUUGGCCAUGUUGUCCUCUGAGGUUUCAGUUAUGAUGCUGACAUACAUGACUCUUGAAAAGUACCUUUGCAUCGUCUUUCCAUUCAGCCACUUCCGAGCAGGCCGUGGACAGACCUUAGGCACACUUGUAGCCAUUUGGGUACUCGGCUUCUUUAUUACCAUCAUUCCUUUCUUUAGCUAUGACACAUUUGGCAACUUCUAUGGAAGGAAUGGGGUUUGUUUUCCAUUGCAGUCAGACAGCACAGAGAAAUUUGGAGCAAGAAGAUAUUCUAUCAGCAUAUUCCUAGGACUGAACUUGUUAGCUUUUAUCACCAUCGUCUUCUCCUACAGCAGCAUGUUCUACUCCAUUCACAAGACCGGUGCCAAAACAGCAGAACGGAGCGUCCUCUCCCGCGAGGUCACCAUAGCCAAGAGGUUCUUCUUCAUAGUGUUCACCGAUGCCCUCUGCUGGAUUCCUAUAUUUCUGCUGAAGGCUGUGUCACUCACCGAGGCAGAGAUUCCAGGCACCAUUACCUCAUGGGUUGUGAUCUUCAUUCUGCCAAUUAACAGUGCGCUGAAUCCCAUCCUGUACACACUGACGACGUCAUCCUUUCAGGAAAAACUCAAGCAGUGUCUGCAAAGUAAAAGACACCAACUCCAAGAUUCUGGCAAAAACUUUACUCUGGUCUCUAUAAACACCAACACCGCCUGACUCUGCCAGUAUUGUACACUGCACAGAGACUACAUAACUUAAACACUUGCUGGACCCCUGCGGUUCCGAUUUAUUAUCUAAUAGUUGUGCCUUUUAUAAAUCCCUGGUUAUCAGUCCAGAGGGAGUACAAGAACACAACAUCUUCUGGUGGCGGAAUUAGGGGCAACACCUCAUGACAUAUGACUGUGCCUUUCAGUCCUAAAACUAUAGGGUUUAGGACUAUGCUGCUUAGAGGCACAUAGCACUUUUCAAUGGCGAUGCUGUCUCACAUUACUAACGUGGACAUUAAAAUACCAGAAGACACCUGUGAAUAAUGGACUCUUGGCAAACUUUGAAGAUGAGAUAUAUUUCCCCAACACAGAUAUCAGCAAGGUGAACACCACACUGCACCCAAGUUUAUAGGACGGGAGCUUAGCUAUCCUUCACUACAGCUGUGAUAACAUUGGAAAAGACUCACUGUAAAAUGACAUGGACCAUACUUAUAAACAGGGGAACAUUGCUACUUGGCAAAAGUGAAGAAAGAAGUUGCUGAAUUGAAGACUCUUGAACAGAUAACAACAUAAGUGUUAAGAGUUGGAUUUAUGGACUAUAUAUACACAAUAUGAUGUAAGGGGGAAUAUAGGUGUACAUAUAUUUAUAAAUUCCUUAUUACAA